AUCGGGUUUGUUUAUUUAGGUAUAUAAUAUCUGUGGCGAUAUCAAACACAAAACGACAACUACACCACAUUAUUUAUUUUUAAUAAGUAGUAUUAUUCUUAUUUUAGUACGUAAAUAUUUAAUUACGGAUAUUAUUAUGGAUUUGUUAAAAACUCCUUCUGUUCAGUCUUUAUUAGACUCAGAUUUAGAGUCUGUUGAUAGUCUGCAGUAUUUAGAUAUCGAAGAGUUGGAUGAAGUGGAGUAUGCAUUGCCAGCAAGUGAAGCUCCAACUCUAGCUGAAGUAUUACUAAGUGAUGAAGUAGAAGACCAGCAGUCUAAAUUAGUCAGACCUGUGGAGGAAUUUGAUGCUUGCUCCGCUUUACAAGUUGAUUUUUUACAGGCACUAUCUCAGCAACUUGUUCAAGCUCAGGAAAGAUCAUCCACAGGUGUAGUCACAACUCUUGGUGUUGCAAAAGAUGGCAGAUUGACAGUAGGGACAGCUCAUGGACAUCUCUUGUCAUUUUUUGAACAAAUAUUACGAUGGGUUUGUGAUUCAAAUGCAGACUGUGGAGCAGUUUCCUGCUUGUCAUAUAAUAGUGAUGCUACACGCCUUUUAGCGGGAUAUGCUCGAGGGCUUAUUUGUCAGUAUGAAAGUACAAAAGGAUUACUGCUGAGAAGGGUUACUUUAGGAGGAGAAAUAUGGGGCAUAUUAAGAGUGACUUGGGCAGGCACUGCAGGUCUAGCACUCGAUACGGGUGGCUCUGUUUGGCUUAUUAAGUUUUCACGACCUCUAGGAGUUCGAUCAGCUCGUACUUCGUGCCUCUUUUCGGGAGCUAGAGGAGAAGUGGUAGCCAUGAAGGCUCGCGAUGCGCGCAUUUUAGCUUUGGCCACCCUCUCAAGGGUUAUCAUAGUGGCGGGUGGGCGUGCGGCGGGAGUUCGUCUCGGUGGUCCACCCGACACUCUGCCAGUGCUAGAAUGGUGUGAAACAGAUCCCAGGAUACUUAUUUGCGCACGUUCAAUAACAUUGCAAUGGUUAUCAGUAAAUAUUACUGGCUCAUCAAUAGCUCUUCUGCCAAUAAAACGAGCGGAAUUAAAAACUACACCAUUGUGGCUGGGAUGGCUGGGCGGAAGUUUGGCUAUUUUUGAUUCUGAUGAAAAUCUUCGGUUAUGGGGAGAUGAUUAUAGUCAACCACUAGAUCUUUCUCAUAUUGAACCUGUUUAUGCUUCGGCUUUUUUCAAGGGCGUAUGGACGGACGGUCGCGUCUCCCGCGCUAUGUGUACGGCUGGCGUGAGCGCGCUGGGCGGCGCGUGCGUGGCGGACAGCGCGCUCGCGUUGCUCGGCCGCCGCGGCAUCGUGCGCGUUCGACCGCGCGACAUGCUCGCUAGAGUACAUGCGCUCAUACGUUCUGGAUAUCACCUGCAAGCACUCAAACUACUCGAGCUCGCGAACAGUGGCGACGCGGAAAAUGAAGCGAAAGAUUUCAUUAACCAUUUGGCUCAGAGACCAAAUAUAUUGGGAAAUAAAAAAGUGGCCGAUCAGGUCAUCAAGCUGUGCUUGAAGUAUAAUUUGAGGGAAGAGCUUUGGUGCACAUUGUGGGAGCAGUGUUCUAGCGAAAACGCAUUUGUCGAAGCCUUGGGCGACGCAGUUGUUAUGUGCAAACUAACAGAUAUUGCUCCAGCCCCUGAUGCUACUCAGCAAUUAAUAGAACGCCUGGCUGACUUCGAGCCGGGUCUAGUAGAGAGAGUCAUAGCUUCGUUGCCGCUCACGUCCUUGGACCCGCACCGCGCCAGCGUUUUCGCAAGAGAAAAGAAACUGUGGCGUGCCGUGGGAGCUGUAGCCGCGGCACUUGGCGGCAGCAGCGGCGCGAUGCGUUCGCUAGUGGCGCAUGUGUCCCAAUCAUGUGGCGGCGGCGCGGCGUGCGCGUGCGCGGGCGCCGCACUCGUGCUGGCGGCCGCCGACGCGCUGGCGGGCCGCGGCGCCGGCGGUCGCCCACUGCCCGACCACGCGCGGCCCUCCGCCCGCCACGACGCGCUGCACACGUUGCUGGCUGACGAGUCAGGUGUAGAGGGGCGGUCCCCCUUACGCGUGCUGGUGGAGCACGACGCGGCGGCAGCCGUGAGACUCCUGGAACAGAGUGCACUAGAGCCGCCGUUCACGGGGCCGCUCGGGAAACAGAACCGACUGCGAAUCGCACGAGCAUUACUGGCAUUCACUCCGCUAUUAGAGGCCGAGAACGCACGUGUGGAAGUGCUAGAGUUCAUAACGGGGCAGCUAAGUAGUGGGUCGCUGCCGAGCGACGCCGAGGUGUUGUCUGGCGCGUUACAACUCGCACUGCGCGGGAGCGGCGAGCGAGCUGACCGAGCGGCGCGAGCGCUGCUACUGCGACGCCGCGACUCGCAACUCACUGGAGAACUCUCAGAACAGCUGAAAGCGCGAUCGCGUGUAUUGUGGUGGCUCGAAGCUCAGCUCGGACGACAGAAAAAUGCGCUCGAGCACUUCUUCAAAAUCGAAACACCGUCCGGCACCGACCUUGAUGAAUUGUUCGAGUAUGUCCGCACAUGUACCUGCGACGAUGGUGAACUAUUUGCUAAAUUUUCUGCUGACGAGCGAAUAUUUUUCUUUUGUACUCUCGUCAAACUACGCCCGUGCGCUGCUGCGGCGUUAAUCGACGACGACGACUCGACUUACAUCGUUGCAGUUUUUAAUAUGUUAUCCGGCGAAGGUAUUCUCGAAUUUGGCAAUUCUUUGCUCAAGUCUGGGCGACUUCGUGGCGACGCCGCUGCUGCCCAUCUUCGAAAUUUGUGCACAACCAGGCCGGGCGAGGUGAAAGAGUUUCUGACACACAAUCCGGGAAUCGUCCGGCCGGAGGAUGCACUGGCUAUUGUUAGAGAGACUAAGGUCGAAGACGCCGAAGCAGACUGUCUCGAGGCGAACGGGGAUUUUGAGGCGGCGCUCGAAACGCUCCUGCGAAGACUCGAGGCGAGCGACGACGACGAGGCGGUCACCGCGUUCGCCGCUCGCGCGGGGGCGCUGUGUGCGCGCGCCGCGGCCGCCCUGCCGCGCGUCGCCGCCGCCGCGCUCUGGGACACGCUGCUGCGGCGCGCGCCUGCCCUCCCGCCCGCCGCGCUGCUCGAGGCGGCCGCCUACCUGCCCGUAGACACGCUGGUGUCGCGCACGUGCGACUCCACGCGCGCAGCGCUCACCUUGGCGGCGUGCGCGGAUACGCGGCGGCGCGGCUGGCAGUGCGCGUCGCGGAUCGCGGGCCGUGAGGCGCACGCGGCGUUGGCGCGCGCGCUGGGCGCGGCGGGUCGCGGGCUGCCGGUGCGCGGGCGCUGCGUGCGCUGCGGGCGGCGGCUGGCGAGCGAGGCGGUGCGCACGCAGCACUGCGCGCGCGCGGUGCACGCGUCGUGCACGCCGGAGCCUACGUGUGGCGCGUGCGGCGCGCGCGUGCCGGCAGACGUGGCGGUGCUGCCGGCGCGGCCGCCGCGCCGGGUGUCGCCGCCGUCGGAACAUACAUUGGUUUUACUGGCUCCGCCGCGUCCCGAUCUGGAAGGAAUAAUAUGAAACGACGUAUAUGCAUGACAUGUUUGUUUAACCAUCACGAACAACGUAAGACUAUAUAACAAUAACAAAUAGGUAUGUGAAAACAUUGAUGUUUUUUAGCUCCGACUUAUUACCGAAUGGUAUACGACAUGAUGAUUGUGAAGUCGCGACACUAAACGGCGUAAUACGAGUAUAAUAAUGACACCAGGAAAUAACAAGAACCGUAAGUUAAUAGUUUUCUUUUAUUUUUUACUAGCUGUGCCCGCGACUUCGUCCGCGUGGAAUAGUUAUUUUGGGCAUCAUAUUUAUUUUUGCAAACAUCCUCCUCGGCUUUAUCAAUUAUAGCUGCUAAGGCGGUCACGCGUAUUAGAAAGAACGCUGGUUCGGCGUAUUAAAUGUUUCGCUGCAAAUUGCUUAUAACUACUAUAUCUCAAAACCUAUUCGUCUGAUUUAUAUACUGUAAAUGGCAAUUUUAGUCUACAUAAAAAGCCGAAAGUAAUAAACAUAUUUAUUUGGAUAAGGAUUGAUACUGAAUUAAAGAAAAUUGGUUUCAAAAUAACUUAUGUUUAUAAAUAAAAAAUAAUCUUAAAAAAUUAACAUAAAAGUGGUUAUUGUAAGUAAACCUUAAGAGAUAGAUAUAUGCUCUCGCGGACUUUUUUGUGGCAAAAAAUUAGUACUUCACAUCUUUAGUACAUUGUUUUACUAUAUCUUUGUUGGUUUGCGCAGCGUUCGCGUGAAAAGCUCGCAGAUGGCCGACUCAUUCAACUUUCACCUGCAUUGUUGACGUUUCCCGUAGGAAAUCCGGGAUAAAAUGUAGCCUAUAGCCUUCCUCGAUAAAUAGACUAUUUAACAGUGAAAGAAUUAUUCAAAUCGGUUCAGUAGUUUCUGAGAUUAGCGCGUUUAAACAAACAAAAUAAACUCUUCAGCUUUAUAAUAUUAGUAUAGUAUAGAUUAUAGUUUUCCUAGAAAAUAUAUAAACUUUCGUAGGAUUCUAAACGAGAAAAAAAUUGUAUUAUUUCACGUCCACUUUCCUGCAAAUUGAUGAACCGAACUCACACUUAAAAUAAUAAAUAAGCAUUAAUCAAACGACAUGUGCACUCUGAUUGGUAUCAGUCACAUGUUCCUUCUCCUUCCUCCCAUUCGCCGUUAUAAAACUGAUUUUAAAAGGCUUAGUACACAUAGCCUCAAAAAAAUUAGUUAAAAUACAUGUAAUACGGUAAAAUGUCAGAGCACGGUCGUUUUUUGAUAGACCGUCGGGGAUCGAAUUGUUAAGGUGCCCGAAUAAAAUGCGUGAUGCGCAGAAAGGUCCAGGUUCAAAUCCCACCCCGGCCAUGUACCAGUUCGACUGUUUUCACAGUUAUGUACAUAAGUUUGAAUACUAACCGAUGCUCUUACGGUGAUAAAACCUGCACAUUGAGGCAACUGGAUGUGUAACCAUGGAUCCAAUACGAGUUAGGUUUACCUGCAGAGGUUGCGGUGGUCAGAUGGUAGUCGCUUAGUGUAAAAACAUGACACCCAAUCCAGGAUCCAUGGUCAAAGCCAAACCCCGGGCUCCUCUCCGAAAGAGGUGAGGAUGCAACCGGGACUAAAGCCAGGAGUAAGAAAUAAAGUACCGUUGUUUUAUUCUCUCGUUUCGAAUCCUACAAGAGUAUGAAUUCCAUAUGAAGUUUAACUGUAGGAUCUUGUUACUUAUAUCCCGGUGACAAAUAAACUGUUAGUUAAAUGUAGAUAAUAAGUAUAAAAGGUGCGAAACAAUUACAAUUUUACUGAUAUUUUCUCCACAAAUGCGAUACUUUACAUCAGUACGAAAAUGUUAAACAUCUAGUAAGUAGGUAUACAGUUGUUUAUAUUUUUAGUUUAAAAGUUAAUUGAUAAUUUGUUAACUUGUAUAAAAAAAAUAUCCCAAACUAUAAAAUCUACAAAUAUAGUGAAAUCCCCAUGAUUUAAAGUUUUUUUUAUUUAUAAAAUACCUUGCACUUACCUACCUGUUUUGUAUUAUCUACAUACAUCACUCAUUCACGUUUUCGCUCUGUUUUUGCAAGCUCGUCCGUUAAGUUAAAUAAUUUGGUUUUACUUACCUACUUUACAUUAAGUUCUUUGACAUAAUGGUCUUAUAAUUUGACUCCUUAUCGAAAUCGUUCAUUCACGCGAAAGUUGCAGACAUCAGUUAGUUUAUAUCCAAAAUGUAUCUUAUUUACAUAUUUAUUACUAGAGGACGCUCGGGGCUACACUCAUAAUUUACUUCAUAAUAAAAAGCAAAACAGCGAUAGUUUUACGCGCGAUGAAAGCAGCGCCGCACGUACCAAGCUGCGGGGGCUAGCCUAAAUUUGUUAAAUUAAGUAAAAUCAUUGGAAUCCGUUUAGUAGUUCCUGAGAUAAGCAUGUACAAACAAUUUUUAAUAUCAUAUUGUCCCCUUCUUCUAAUUCCUUUAAAAAUAAUCUUAAUAAAUUCUUUCUUGAGUCUAGAAUUGGUUUAAGUCUUUAGCAUCAUACCUCCUAAAUAAACUGUCGUUCAACCUUGCCUUGAUUCUAGUAUGCGAUCCUCUUAUUGUAGGUUGGCUGGAAAAAUCUCACUUAGGGAUAAGCUCGCCUUUGUACUGUACUACUGUUUUAAUAAUAAAGCAUUUACUUACUUUCUUACUGUAUCUUCAUCGCCAAGUUUUUGUGUUCAUUAAAUAUUUUUUUUAAAUUAAUUUUUUAAAAUAUUUUUCUUUUGAUGUCUGAUUACUCAGAAUCUAAGAGAUUAACAUUUGAGGUCCUUAGCCUUCAGACACUUCUAAUUGCUCAUCAUAAAAAAUAAUCCCACAACCAUUUUACGAGCUAUGGUUCUCAGUCGUCUCAUCCAUAGGCACGAAUAUCCAUAUUUUAUUUUUCGGGUAAGAAAAAAUACAUAUAUUUUAUACACAUUUAUUUAAAUCUACUCUCACACCAUUUCACAUACAAUGUACUUGAAUAAAAAAAAUGUAACUUUUAGUGCAAUUCUACAAUACAACAUUUUUAUCUGGCCACAUCACUUAUCCUAUCAUAAAAAAAGGAUCCCUCGUUUGGUACCAGCGGUGGCAGGUUGAGUCAUAUGUCAACAAUGGGAUCAUAAGGAAAUUUUCUUUUUCGAAUUGCGUAUAAUGUUUGUGUACUCAGGGUCCCCUUUUUAUGCGUUUCUUAAUGAGUGAGUAGGUACCAGUUUAUAAUAAUGUAUAUUGUCACCGGAAAAUAACAAUAACCGCAAGUUUAUUUGUAGGAUUCUGAUCUGAACUCUCGAAUAAAAUAAUGAGCAAUAACCAAACGACAUGCGCUCUGAUUGGUUAAAUACCAUCUCCUUUCUCUCCUCCACCAUCGCUAUUGAACAUAAACCAAUCGGUUUCUAGUGUUUUUAUAAAAUUUUAAAUGUUGCUACUGUUUUGAAUCGGAAAAUAGUUUUAUUUUGUAACUUAAGUUUACUACCAUAGUGUACCAUAAGCGACAUAGAAACUGCCAAUGUCGACACAUGAAACAUUGACCAAUCAGAGAGCUGUGUAUUAUUUG
This is a messenger RNA of Amyelois transitella, 7044 nucleotides long. RefSeq names its product vacuolar protein sorting-associated protein 8 homolog (gene Vps8). Gene Ontology annotation, molecular function: protein binding. NCBI's taxonomy places the organism in Eukaryota, Metazoa, Arthropoda, Insecta, Lepidoptera, Pyralidae. Bases 137 to 3544 code for a protein of 1135 amino acids. Gene Ontology annotation, cellular component: HOPS complex; late endosome. The record is from RefSeq and is a predicted model, not a curated record. The transcript is spliced from 10 exons. Gene Ontology annotation, biological process: endosomal vesicle fusion; protein targeting to vacuole.